Molecule: messenger RNA, 1766 nt
Organism: Panicum hallii
Lineage: Eukaryota; Viridiplantae; Streptophyta; Magnoliopsida; Poales; Poaceae
Product: protein NCA1-like
Exons: 8
Coding region: 322-1395 (357 amino acids)
Biological process (GO): DNA damage tolerance; protein monoubiquitination
Molecular function (GO): single-stranded DNA binding; protein binding; ubiquitin protein ligase activity
Source: RefSeq, a predicted model, not a curated record
GCACAGGAAAUUCAACUCCUCCCCCGUGUGGGGCAAAACUGGAAAACGCAACAACCUGAGCCCGGGUCAUCCUCUCCAACUUCAACCAUCCAACCGCCACAGGAAUUGGUUGCGCCGGCCUCACCAUCAUCCGCGAGACGGCGACCUCACCGCCGUGGGCAGGGCGGAGCUACCCGAGUCUCUUCCCACUGAAGUUUUGCCUCAUCGAGAGUCGUCGCUCCCCUCCUCAUCCCCACAAUCCGGGCUUCCAUCGAUUUCUUCUGCUGCCGGUUCUUCUUCAGUGCGCAGUGCGCAAGGAUCAAUCUUGGAGGUGCACGACCCAUGAAAUCCAACAGGAACAGCAGCGGCGUGUGCCCCGCGAAAUCUGACAGGAACGUCAGCGGCGUAUGCCCUGUCACCGGGAAGAAUCAGGGUGGCAGCACGGGCAAUGCUGAAGGAAAGAGCUCGGAUCCCCGAUUGAUGCCGGCGAGGUGCCCGUUCGGCUACGACUCCGGCACGUUUAAGCUGGGCCCGCUCAGCUGCAUGAUCUGCCAGGCGCUGCUCCACGAAUGCAGCAGAUGCAACCCCUGCUCCCAUAAGUUCUGCAAGGCUUGUGUAUUGCGCUUCAAGGACUGCCCAUUGUGUGGUGCUGAUAUAGAUGGCAUUGAACCUGAUCCUGAACUUCAGGCCCUCGUCGAUCGCUUCAUUGACGGACAUGCCCGAAUAAAAAGAUCACAUGCUUCAGGGGAUGAGGAAGUAUUGGGUGGCAAGAACAAGGUGAUAUAUGAGGAUGUAUCAAUGGAGAGAGGAGCUUUUCUGGUGCAGCAAGCUAUGAGGGCUUUCCGUGCUCAGAACAUUGGAAGUGCAAAGUCAAGGCUUAGUAUGUGUGCAGAAGACAUCAGGGAGGAGUUGAAAUCUUCAGAAGAUAAUCUAGACCUGCGCUCUCAACUUGGAGCUGUUUUAGGAAUGCUUGGGGAUUGCUGUCGGACCUUGGGAGAUUCUCCUUCAGCAAUCAGUUACUAUGAAGAAAGUGCUGAGUUCCUCUCAAAAUUGCCCGUAAAGGAUCUUGAGUUGGUGCAUACUCUCUCAGUUUCACUUAAUAAAAUUGGUGACAUUCGCUACUAUGAUGGGGACCUGCAAUCUGUACGAAGUUAUUAUUCCCGUUCAUUGGAUGUUCGCAGAAAUGCAGUAAAAGAACACUCAGCAGUGGCCUCCCUGGUAAUUGAUCUAGCGACUUCUCUUGCAAAAGUUGCGGAUGUUGAUAGAAACCUUGGGAAUGAAAGCACUGCAGCCGAGGGUUUUAAGGAAGCAAUUGAAUGCCUUGAGAAACUGAAGCUUGGUCCUGAGCAAUCUAGUCUUGAGCAAAGGCGCCUAUCUGUUUUAGACUUCCUGCACAACCAAUUGGCAGUUAAAUAAAGCACAGUGGCAUCCUAAAAUCAUACCCAUAAGAUACAUUUUCACCAAGAUGGGUUGAAGAACUCCAGUUUUCAUGUGAUGCAUACUGAAGGAAUUUCCCUGUGGUAAUUAGAGGGUGUUCUUGAAAGCGACACAAAAUAUGAGCUCUGUCAUUGUAAAUAUAUCCUCCGUGUGCUGGGCGUGGAGAGGACUCUGGAUGGCUGCCUAUAUGUGCAGCCGUCCAACCCCCUAGUCUGUUUCCGCAGUUGGGCGCGAACCUGAAAUGGUGCGUUGCGGAAGAUGAAACUUCUCACAAGUCAUGUGUGAAUGUAAUCCCUUUGUACAUUGACUAAGAUGAAGGAAUAAUAAUGUAUGACCGUUGUGCUUCUUCA